AUAGUGUUGUCAAGUUGUAGGUAAAGAAGCAUAAUAUGACUAAUAGUAAUAUAUUAUAUUGGUGGUUGUUGAUUUUGUUCAUGGCAAAUGGAUGGUUGUGUUGUUAUUGUUGUUUGAAUGAAGAAAAGACUGCUCUUUUGCAACUCAAGGCAAACAUAAACUACAGCACACGCGAUGAUUAUUUGUCAUCGUGGGAGGCUAAUGAAACCUCGGAUUGUUGUCAAUGGGAGGGAAUUGUUUGCAGCAACAUCACCAGAAGAGUCGUAGAGUUGUCCAUUAUUGCUAAGAAAAUUAGUCAAGAAGAACAACUUAGAACUCUUAAUGGUACAAAUACUGAUGAUAUUUUGAAUAAUUGGCUUUUUAAUGCAUCUCUAUUUAUUCCCUUCAAAAAUCUCAAAGCUUUGAACAUACCUGGACAUUCAUUGGCAGGCUGGGUGAAGAAUGAAGGUUUCGAGAAACUGAGGAAACUAGAAAGACUUGACUUGUCGGGGAAUAAGUUCAACCGCAGCAUCUUUCAGUCUCUUAGUCAGCUUUCAUCUCUCAAGUCACUGAACCUAUCAAGUAACAACAUUGCACCACGUUCCGAGAUGUGGUUCACAGACAACAAAAUUGGAUCAGGUUCUGAGAGAUUGUCAGGGUUAGACAAGCUGGAAAUCCUAGAUUUGAGCUAUAACAAUCUAGAGGAUGAAAAUGUUCUCUCUGCUCUAGAGUUGAAUACAUCUAGAACGACAUUGAAGAAGCUCGAUAUAAGGUACAACAGAUUCCAGAGUUUUAUACCAAAUGAAGAGUUGGGAGCUUUAAGAAAUAUAGAGUACUUAUUGUUGGAUGGAAACACAUUGGAUGAGAACUUUCUGCGGAGCAGUGGUGUCAUGUCAUCUCUUAAAGUAUUAUCAGUAGCUCACUGUAACCUCAAUGGAACUCUACCACUUCAAGGCUUGUGUGAUCUAAAAUAUCUUGAAGAACUAAGUCUCAGCAGAAACAGCUUCAUUGGAAAACUCCCUACAUGUCUUGGAAACUUAGCGUUUCUUCGAGUAAUUGAUCUCACUCAAAAUCAGUUUACUGGAAACAUUGCUUUAUCUCCAAUUUCAAGUCUCCUGUCCCUUGAAUACCUCUUGAUAAGAAACAACAACUUUGAGGUACCAAUUUCAUUCGAGUCAUUUGCUAACCAUUCAAAACUUAAGUUUGUCAUUGCUGACUACAACUCAGUAAUUGUACAAACUACUUCUAACAGUUGGAUCCCAAAGUUUCAAUUAGAAGCCUUAUCUUUAUUCAACUGCUCUCACAUGCCAAACUUUCUUCAUUCUCAACAUCACUUGAGACUUCUUCGUCUCUCGAAAUGCAACAUUGGUGGAGACUUUCCAAAUUGGUUAUUAGAAAACAAUCCUAAACUUGGAGAAGUUUACUUGGAUGGAAAUGCAUUCACUGGAUCUCUUCAAUUGCCAUUACUUCCUAAUCUGAAAGCUUUCGAUAUCUCAAACAACAAGAUUCGGGGGCAACUUCCUACUAACAUUGGGUCCAUUUUCCCGAAUCUCGUGAUAUCAACAAUGUCCAACAAUAUGCUUGAAGGCUUGUUGCCUUCAAGUUUUGCUGACAUGAAAAACCUCGAAUGCUUGGAUUUGUCAUACAAUAAGUUAAAAGGAGAGCUACCGACAAGAUUGGCUCGUAAAGGAUCCAAGUUAUAUUUACUGAGAUUGUCGAAUAACAUGUUGAAAGGGGAAAUAUUUCCAGUUUCAGCCAACAACAACAAUUUCCAAUACUUAUACUUGGAUGGGAACAACUUCUCCGGCCCAAUUCCACAGACGUUAUCCACUGCUCCUUUACGUACAUUGGACUUGAGUUACAACAAAUUGUCAGGCUUGAAGGACUUAAGGUGUUAGAUAUCUCUAAAAACAACCUUGUUGGUGUGAUUCCAUCAUGUUUUAGUAGUUUCCGAGACUUAAAACAUGUGUAUUUGAGCAAAAACAAGUUACAAGGGGAAUUCAACAUGUUCUCAAACUCAUAUUUAAAAGUGU
This is a messenger RNA of Solanum stenotomum, 2012 nucleotides long. RefSeq names its product receptor-like protein 14. NCBI's taxonomy places the organism in Eukaryota, Viridiplantae, Streptophyta, Magnoliopsida, Solanales, Solanaceae. The coding region runs from base 36 to 1877 and encodes 613 amino acids. The transcript is spliced from 6 exons. Gene Ontology annotation, molecular function: protein binding. The record is from RefSeq and is a predicted model, not a curated record.